Molecule: messenger RNA, 2147 nt
Organism: Portunus trituberculatus (swimming crab)
Lineage: Eukaryota; Metazoa; Arthropoda; Malacostraca; Decapoda; Portunidae
Product: leucine-rich repeat-containing protein 47-like
Exons: 6
Coding region: 120-1691 (523 amino acids)
Biological process (GO): phenylalanyl-tRNA aminoacylation
Molecular function (GO): phenylalanine-tRNA ligase activity; RNA binding; protein binding
Source: RefSeq, a predicted model, not a curated record
GGAAAUAAAGCGACAGGACCAGCGGCAGCGGGCCGAUUCACGUGUGAAGAACAGUCCCGAAGCUAAGUACUCGCUUUCAAGUUUUGCCUCUAGCAGCGAAUGCCUUUGUAAGAAAAAGGAUGUGGGACGACGUGCAGCAGGCGCUGAAGGAGAAGCGUUAUGAACUGGUCCUGUCUGGUCAGGAAGUGAACCAGCUGAUAGAGAAGGCAGAGGGGCAGUUAGAUCCUGCUGUGUACGACCUCGUGCAGCUGAACCUACUAAAGAUAACAAACACUCCGCUGACGAACCUGUCCAAGGACCUUGCACGUCUCGUCAACUUGACCAAUCUGGUGUUGCAGAACAAUAGGCUGGAUGGCUUACCGGGCACACUUGGCGAUUUGGAGAAACUGAAAUUUUUGGAUGUGUCAAGUAAUCGCCUGACUUGCUUGCCACCCAGCUUGAGCCAUCACAUCACGCUCACCACACUUAAUGUGACAGGGAAUCAGCUGACUGAAUUGCCCAGUUUUCAGAAAUGUGUCAGCCUAUCUGUUCUAGAUGUUCGUCAUAACCAGUUGUCAGAGUUCCCUGAUGUGUGUUACUCCAGCCUUUCAUUCUUGUCUGAGGUGAGGGUUGCAAAUAACCUGGUGCAGCAAGUACCAGUUGCUGUUGUAGACCUGCCUGCUCUCAAGUUGCUUGAUGUAGCUCAUAACAACAUCAAGAUAGUACCAGGAGAACUUUCAGACACCCCAAAACUCAAAGAACUAAACCUCAAGGGAAAUCCUCUAAGUGACCGAAGAUUUAAGAAGCUAGUUGAAUCAGAACGCUGUCUGCCACGCCAGGUACUGGAUUAUAUACGCCAGCACUGUCCAAGGUCCUCAGGCCAAGAAGGCAAGGGCAAGAAAGGAAAAGGAAAAAAAAACAAAUCCAGAGAGGAAGAAGAGGUGGAUGUCCUUUGCAAAGAGCUGCAAGUACUGGGUUGGGGUGAAAGGGAAGGAGUACCAUCAGUGUUGGUGAGGACAGCAGUCAAGGAGGUGCGACCCUACCUGGUGUGUUGUGUCAUCCAUCACCUGGACCUCAGGAAUGAUCUGUUUAAGAGAUUCAUUUCCAUCCAGACCAAACUCCAUGAUGGGAUUUGUGAAAAGCGGAUGGUGGCUACAGUAGCUACUCAUGAUUUGAGCAAGGUUCAUGCACCACUCUACUACACUGCCCAUGCCCCGAAGGAAAUGCACAUUCAUCCACUUGGCAGAGGCAAAGAGAUUUCAGCAUGGGAAUUAUAUGGUUCGUUACAACAUGAAGCAGAGGCCCAGAGAAAACAGCAGAAGAGGAAUGUUGCUGGAUUACACAGAUUCCUACACAUGUUAGAACCUUGGGAGCAUUGGCCAUGUUUGGAAGAUGGUCAAGGGAAAGUGAUCUCUCUUCCUCCUAUUACUAACUCGGACUAUACUAAGAUAACUCAGGACACCACUAGUGUCUUACUGGAAGUAACCAGCAGCUCAUCCCUUAAUAAAGCCAAAGAAAUAGCAGAUACCCUCCUCCUGGCUGUCCUGCAGAAUGGCCUAUCUUCUAAGACCACUGAGAGAGGGGAGGCAGCUGUGGUGGUGCAGCAGGUGAGGGUGGAAGAUGAAAAUGGAGGCUUGAGAGUUUUGUAUCCUUCCCACACUGAUCUAGCUUUCCAACAGGAGAGAGUUCAUGUGGUGAUGCCAGUAAAAUAACCUCAUGUAUGAAUGGGGCCCUGAUUCAUGCCUUAAGAUCAUGAUUUUGCUAAUGUAAAAAAUAUAAACAACUUGUGGAUAAGGGCAUUUUUGUUAUCAGGAUUACUCCUGAAGUGCCCGGAACUGUUAGAUUAUAUGAUGAGUACCAUACACUGGUUAAUGUUUUCAAGUUUAUCAGUCCAUGUGUCAGGAUUCCAUAUCUUUGUUCUGUCACAGUAAAAAAUAAUAGAUUAAUAAAAAAACUCAGAUACACAAGCAGUGUUCGCUUCCUUGCAAAAUUUGCAGCACCUUAGACAGAUUUCAACACUUAGGGGUAUCUGUGCUAAGUAUAUAUUAAUUCUUUUAUAAUAUUCAGUGAUGUACCUUAAGUUUUUAUAAAAGAAAAUAAUAAUCUUGAUAUGGGUACUGGCUUUACAUGUUACAUAUGUUAAAUUAAAUAAAUGCUAAUCAAGUUAA